Messenger RNA from Polyodon spathula (Mississippi paddlefish), 1504 nucleotides. RefSeq names its product citramalyl-CoA lyase, mitochondrial-like. Lineage: Eukaryota; Metazoa; Chordata; Actinopteri; Acipenseriformes; Polyodontidae. Gene Ontology annotation, biological process: regulation of cobalamin catabolic process. Gene Ontology annotation, molecular function: (S)-citramalyl-CoA lyase activity. The record is from RefSeq and is a predicted model, not a curated record.
UAUAUAGGUAGAGAGAGUAUCAAGAAUUGUGUGUCUGCUAGCUCAUACUGGACACACUAGACUUCCCAUACAACGUUGUUAAGAUAUAUAAUCUAGUUAUAUUUAAUUUUGAAUUAAGGAAGGAAUAAAUAAUCGUCUGUACCAGAGGCCAGGCGGAGGGAAUUGAAGCUCUGUCCUACGUUUUGGUUCGGCCAUUAGUCCAGCCCUUGUCCUUUAUGCAGAAGGAAGCUAAAUCUACAGCCAACAGCAGAAGCAAGAACCACAAUUCCGAAAAUGCUGUAGGCACUGAAUCUGGGCCGCACAGAAAAAUGUGUUUGGGUCAACUCUGUGUCCAGCGGUCUUUCUGAACUGGGCCUGGAGGCAGUGCUGCAGUCAAAGGUAUUGCCUCCAGCUCUGAUGCUACCCAAGGUUGAGAACAUUGAAGAGGUCAAAUGGAUGACAGAUUUGGGAAUGUGGGCUUCCCCACUGGCAGCCCAAAGCUAGCUGUGAACUGGUCUCUUGGAAAAAAAAAUGGAAUGCUUUGGUCUUCAAAGAAUAAACUUCAUUUUAAAGCCUUCUUAGGCCACGCUGUUCUUCCGAAGUGGAAAAGUAAACUACAGGAUACCAUAGUAAACGAAGUAGCAGAAUUACUGUAUGAUUCGUGUAUCUUUUUUUUUAAAUUUGUAGAUAAAUGUGCACACUUUUUAAAAGGAAGGACCCUGACAGGACCCUUGAGGUUAAUCACAUUUGUGGAAACUGCAGUGGGAUUGCUCAAUUUUAAGACUGUUUGUGAAGAAAUUCGACAGCUUGGACCGAAAACUGGCCUUCAUCAUGAUGGGGUUGUGUUUGGAUCUAAUGAUUUCUCUGCCAUCAUAGGUGCAUCAAGACCCAAAGAAGCUCAUGAGCUGCUUUAAGCUAGACAAAUUGUUGUCACAGCCAAAGCCAUAGACCUUGUUUACAUCGACUACCAGGAUGAGGAAGGUCUUUGCAGGCAGUCGAGGGAGGCAGCCCUCAUGGGUUUUACAGGUAAACGGGUUAUUCAUCCCAACCAAAUCAAGAUUGUGCAAGAAGAAUAUUUCCCAAGCCCAGAGAAGGUGAAAGGGGCUCAAGAUCUGAUCUCUGCUUUUGAUGAACAUCAGAAAUUAGGAAAGAUGCUGCAGUGGUGAUGCACAAUCUGCCUCCGCCUUGCUGCCAGGAAUUUGUACAUUAGGUAUGGCCUGGAGGAAGAAUUGUAGUGAUCGCAGUAUUGUCACUUCAUUACCUUAAAGGGUGCUUUUAGUUUUCAAGGAAGUAUGAUCAACAUGCCUUCACUAAAGCAGGCACAAAACAUUGUUACCCUCGCCGCAGCAAUCCAGGACAAAUGAUCUGGCAGAAGAUCAUCCAAAAUAUACUGUAAACACCAACAUCAUUGCAUAGACUCAUUUGCUUUACAUUGAGUAACAUGCUUUGAACUCGGAGUCACUGCUGGAGAACUUACCUUAGGAAGUGAAACAGUAAAAGACUUCCUGGAAGUAAGGUAAGAGAA